UACGGUCACAUUGCCAGGGCGUUGACAAGGCGUUGUUGUCAUUUUAUAAAGUUAUUUUACAUUUUGUAAAUAGCUAUUUUAUUUAUGAAAAAUGGUUGUCCUAAGCUCCUGCUGGUCACCAAUCAUUUGGUCAAAUAACGUGCGCACAGGCAGCUAUGCAGUUGCCGCCUACACGGCAGCUCUAAGCGUUGUUUUAAUCACGCUCAUCAGCUACAUGCUCGCUGGCGGAGAAUCUGGACAGCUUUAUUCGCCCCUAUUUGAAACGGACAUCAGGUCGUCUAUGCCCAUCGCUGGAGGCUUCUUUAUAAUAUACUUUCUGCUGAUUAUAAUAUCAUCCUUCCUUGUAUAUUAUGGCAUUAAGAUAAGCACGCGUGGCUGGCUCUUGCCCUGGCUAUUUUUGAUUGGACUUGCGAUUCUGUUUCAAUUCUGCUGGAGCCUUUGGUUAAUUGGCGGCUACUACAUAUACUUGGAGCAAACAUUCUCAGCGCUGAUAAACUUCGUUUGGGUUGCCUAUAAUAUAUACUGCUGGCUCGUUGUUUUCUCGCAAUACCAAAUCUUUCUGGAAAUACAGAACCCUAAUAUCGAACUCUUGAUGCCUUAAGAGCGAGUUUCCAUUCGAAAUGCCAAUCGAAUA
Messenger RNA from Drosophila arizonae, 634 nucleotides. RefSeq names its product septate junction component pasiflora 1 (gene pasi1). Lineage: Eukaryota; Metazoa; Arthropoda; Insecta; Diptera; Drosophilidae. Gene Ontology annotation, cellular component: plasma membrane. The record is from RefSeq and is a predicted model, not a curated record. Gene Ontology annotation, biological process: regulation of tube length, open tracheal system; septate junction assembly; establishment of glial blood-brain barrier.